This is a messenger RNA of Boeremia exigua, 969 nucleotides long. RefSeq names its product SUR7/PalI family-domain-containing protein. Gene Ontology annotation, biological process: fungal-type cell wall organization. The record is from RefSeq and is a predicted model, not a curated record. Bases 1 to 969 code for a protein of 322 amino acids. Gene Ontology annotation, cellular component: cell cortex of cell tip; plasma membrane. The transcript has 2 exons. NCBI's taxonomy places the organism in Eukaryota, Fungi, Ascomycota, Dothideomycetes, Pleosporales, Didymellaceae.
AUGGGUCUCUUCGGUCGCCGCCGGUCGGACUCCACAGCAGUUGAGCGAAGCCACCCUGAACUCACCAAGCCACAACUCAAACGUGCAACACGAACACGCAAGACCUGGGCCCUGUUGACAUCCUUUUUCCUAUUCGUUGCCGUCAUCUUCCUCAUUCUUCUGCAAAUCAGCGGCACAUCCAACAGAUAUCUGCUGCGCGACUGGUACUUCAUCCGCCUCGAUCUCAGCAAUGUUGUUCCGUCGUCGGUGCCCAACUUCGCCCUGAUCAACACCAUUGCGCAAACACUGGGUCUGCACGAUUUCUACCAGGUCGGCCUAUGGAACUUCUGCGAAGGCUACAAGGGUGAAGGCGUCACGUACUGCUCUCCGCCUGAGACACUGUACUGGUUCAACCCCGUCGAGAUUCUGCGUAACGAGCUGCUCGCGGGAGCGUCGAUCAACUUGCCCGCUGACAUCAAUGACAUCCUCGACCUUAUCAGGCUCGUAUCCAACUGGAUGUUCGGCCUCUUCCUGACGGGCACUGUCCUCUCCUUCGUGCUCAUCUUCGUGAUGCCGCUCUCCGUCUUCACGCGCUGGCUCGCGCUCCCCGUCGCGAUCCUCGCCUUCCUCAACGCGCUCUUCACCACCGUCGCGUCCGUGCUCGCGACCGUCAUGUUCGUCAUCUUCAAGAACACUAUUAGUGGCGUGGCUGAACUGAACAUCGGCGCGGACAUUGGCAUCACCAUGUUCGCUUUCAUGUGGGUUGCCAGCGCCAUGACCAUCUUCGCGUGGUUCGUGCAGAUGGGGCUGUGCUGCUGCUGCGCCAGCCGACGCGAUGUCAAAACGGGCCGCAAGCGGGGCAACGAGAAGGCGUACUCCAUGGACAUGGGUACGCGAGGCGUCACCGACGGCGUCGCUGACCCUGCUGUGGAGACCGAGCCCAAGGUCGCUCAUCCUGCGCGCGGCGUCAAGUUCUGGAAGCGUCGCUAG